Messenger RNA from Anolis carolinensis (green anole), 5661 nucleotides. It is a transcript of the gene znf687, whose product is annotated as zinc finger protein 687. The record is from RefSeq and is a predicted model, not a curated record. The transcript is spliced from 10 exons. NCBI's taxonomy places the organism in Eukaryota, Metazoa, Chordata, Lepidosauria, Squamata, Anolidae. Bases 183 to 3983 code for a protein of 1266 amino acids.
UCUUCGAAGAAGGAAGCGGCCCAGGGAAAGAGGGAGGUUGCUCCCCGGAGCAGGGCCUCGGAGACGCUGGGAGACCGGGCUGGGACGGGCCUCGGACCCCGCAGGGAGGACGGAGCCGCGCAGCUCAUGGAAACAUACAUGAUCGAUUAACUGCCCUGAGAGAUCCUUCUGAAAUCUCCGCCAUGGGGGACAUGAAGACCCCAGAUUUUGAUGACCUUUUGGCUGCCUUCGACAUUCCGGAUAUUGACGCCAGUGAGGCCAUCCACUCCGGUCAAGAGGAAACGGAAGCCAACAUCAAGCCCAUCCCUGCUGAGACGGUGGUCCCCGAGCACAGCCUCCCCCACGUUGACAUCACCACCGUUAGUGUCAUUGUGAAGAACACGGUCUGCCCCGAGCAGUUGGAACCCAUGGACGGGAGGGUCAAGGACACCCACGGCACCACCGGCCCACGGCUGCUGCAGAACGGCUUUGCCGCACCCGAGGUGCCACAUGUUUCGCCUGCCCGCCCAACAGAAGCACUGCCCCCUGCUAAUGGAGAGUGCUGGGCACCAAAAGAGAAGGCAGCAGCCAAAAGCCUUGAUCUUUUCUCCCACUUUGGAUCCAAUGCUCACGGGGACGAUAACACAGAGGCCAGCCUCAUUGAUCAGCCGCACGAAUGCAAGGCCAAAGACAAGACCCUCGCGGUGCCUCCCCUCUCCCCGGCCCCUGUACUUUCGGCCGCCCCGCCCUUGGAGCGCCACGAAUCCGUCCAGGAGGGUCCUGGGCCACUCACGCCACCCUUCCCUCCGUCAUUGGAUGCCUGUCCGACCGGCGGGCCAGGUCUUCCUCUCAAUCCUCCUCCACCACUGCCACCUCUUCCAGUCAUCAAGCAGGAAGCCGAUGUCGAGGCGCCUUGCCUGGGAGCCAGUUCAUCAGGCCGUCCCAAAUCGGGCUCCGUUUGCUAUUCCACAGACGAUUCCCCCGUGGCACCGUGGCCUGCUUCGGACAGCAGUGAUGCUCAAGUCAAGCGUUCUCCCUCCAGCCCUCAGAAUAAGCUGUUCAAAGGGUCUCCUCUCACAGAGGCUUCUGCCUCCCCAAAACCUCCUCCUGGCAGUGGGGCCUUGAAAGAAGAACCCGUUGAGAAGCCUGUACUGUGUGCGUCCAGCGGGGAGGAAGAAAUGGAAGAGGAGGAGGAGGAGAAUCCAGACGAGAGUGAUGGCUCUCCCUCAUCCAAUUCCUCACGGCCCCUCAGGGUGAGGAUUAAGAUCAUCAAGACGUCUUCUGGAAGCAUCACCAGGACAGUAACAAGGGUUUCUUCUGAUUCUGAUCCCGGUGCUGCCAAGCCACUAUUGGAGAGCGAUUCCCCAGAGGCAAAUGAAGAAUCCACACUUGCACCCUUAGCAGAGAAGGAGGAACCUGUCACAGAGUCCCCCAGCCCCAAAGCUGUGCCCACCAGCCCCAUAAAGGUCAUUGAGGGGCCCAAGAUCGUCAGCGUGCAGCUGGGGGACGGAACCAAGAUCAAAGGGACGGUGCUGCCCGUCUCCACUAUCCAGAAUGCCAGCAGCGCCAUGCUGAUGGCUGCCAGCGUGGCCCAGCAGAAGGCUGUGGUGCUGCCCAGCAAAGCCGUGGCCAAGAACAUCAUUAGCUUGGUCCCCCAGGCUCUUCCCAAAGUUGCUGAGACCCGGUCUGCGCCAGGCCAGCAGUCUCCUGGUGCGAACCAGAAAGUCAAUGGCACCACGGUGGUGGUGAUGCAGCCCCAAAAGUCCGUACCUGCUGUCGCCGGGACGGUCAUCUCCCGCAGCCAGUCCAGCCUGGUAGAGGCCUUCAACAAGAUCCUGAAUAGCAAGAACCUCCUGCCCACCUACAAACCCAAUUUGAUCCCGCCGGCUGAGUCAAGUCUCUCCCUGCCGCCCCUGGGCUUCCGCUGCCUGGAGUGCGGGGACGCCUUUGCUUUGGAAAAGAGCCUCGCCCGGCACUACGACCGGCGCAGCAUGCGCAUCGAGGUGACUUGCAACCACUGCACCAAGCGCCUGGUCUUCUUCAACAAGUGCAGCCUCCUCCUCCAUGCCCGCGAACAUAAAGACAAAGGUCUGGUCAUGCAGUGCUCCCACCUAGUCAUGCGCCCCAUUGCCCUUGACCAGAUGAUUGGGCAGCCCGACAUCAUGCCGCUGGCCUCCUUGACCUCCCUUAGCACUAACAAGGCAGCCGCCGUGGCCUCUGCUGCCAUGACGCAGGAGGCUCUGGUGGCUUCUGCUGCCGCCACCAGCGUGGCCUCCUCUCAGGACUUGCCGGUCUUACCUUUGAACGGUGGCACUGAACCUGCGACCACCAACUCGUGCCAGUGCCUGGAGUGCAAGGAACAGUGUAAGGAUAAGGCCGGCCUUGCCGCUCACUUCCAGCAGACCGCCUCUUCCCCCUCCACGGUCUGUACCACCUGCCCCAUGAUCAUGCCCAACCGCUGCAGCUUCAGUGCCCACCAGCGCAUGCACAAGAGCCGCCCGCCCCACGUCUGCCCCGAAUGUGGUGGCAACUUCCUCUUGGCUAACUUUGAAGCUCACCUCAAGGAUGCCUGCCUACAUUUCUCCCGGAGGAUCGGCUACAGGUGUCCGAGCUGUUCGGUCGUGUUCGGAGGAGUCAACUCCAUCAAGUCCCACAUCCAGGCCUGCCACUGCGAGGUCUUCCACAAGUGCCCCAUCUGCCCCAUGGCGUUCAAGUCGGCCCCCAGCGCCAAUGCCCACAUUUUCACCCAGCACCCCGGCUUCAGCACCCAGCUGCCUAAGCUGAUCUACAAGUGCGCCAUGUGCGACACGGUCUUCACCCACAAGCCCCUGCUCUCCUCCCACUUUGACCAGCACCUGCUCAACCAGAGGGUGAGCGUCUUCAAGUGCCCCGACUGCCCUCUCCUCUUUGCCCAGAAGCGGACGAUGAUGGAGCACCUCAAGAAAUCCCAUCAGCCCCAGAAGCCCAAAGAAGAGCCCUCCACGAAGCUGCCUGCCGCCACUGCCGCUGCCCCUAUCGUUCCCACUCUGACUCCCAAGCAAGAACCAGUCGAGGAGCCCCCGCCACCCAUCGCCUCCAAGGUCUCGGAGUCCUCGCCUUCUUCUUCCUCCGAAGACGAGGAGCCGCCCAGCUCCCCCGAGGUGCGCAAGGCCAAGCGGGGCCGCUUCCAGCAGCGGAGGACCGGGACCAGCGGACGCUCGCGCAGCAACGGCUGGACCUGCGGCAUCUGCCACUCCUGGUUCCCUGAGAGGGACGAGUACGUCGUCCACAUGAAGAAGAUCCACGGGAAGUGCGUGAAGAAGUUUCCCUGCCACCUCUGCGAACGCUCCUUCUGCUCGGCCCCCAGCCUCCGGAGACACGUCCGGGUGAACCACGAAGGCAUCAAGCGCGUCUACCCAUGCCGGUACUGCACGGAAGGCAAGCGCACCUUCAGCAGCCGCCUGAUCCUGGAGAAGCACAUCCAGGUGCGUCACGGCAUCAAAGUGACCGACGAGACCCAGAGCCAGGAGGUUCUCCUCACCCGCUCAGGACCCAGGAACCUGCAGGCAUCGCUCCGGAAGCGCAAGCUCUCCUCGGACGAAGGUGACUCCUGCAGUGAGGAGCCGGACAGCACCACCCCGCCUUCCAAGACCCACAAAGGCGACCGGAAGCCCCCCUUUACCUGCCGCAAGUGUGGCUACGCAGCUUCCUCGGCGGCCGACUUCCAGGAGCACAUCCCCCAGCACCGGACAGGCGAGAGCGCCCACCAGUGCCGGGAGUGCGGGCUCUGCUUCACCUCGCAGGUCUCCCUCAACCGCCACCGCUUCAUCACCCACAAGAAGAAGCGGGGGGCCAGGCCUGGCUCCGAUCCCCCCGAGGAGGACCCCCCGACCCCCGGCGAGGGCCGGCUCUCCUGCACCGUCUGCGGCAAGGCCUUCGACACCGAGCUCAACCUCAAGACUCACUUCCGCACCCACGGCAUGGCCUUCAUCAAAGCCCGGCAGAGCGUCGGGACAGACAACUGAACCGGGACAAACCCAACCACAGGUAGAUCCAGACGUUGGAGGGCAGCGGCCCCCUUCCCAUUCCCAUUUGACACAGAGAUCGCAGAGAGGUUGGAAUUGGGGAACCAACGCCCAGAAGCGAGGGCCUUCCUGAUCCAGCCUCCUCCAACCAAAGCCGGUCUCGCCUUGGUUCCGUAUUUGGUUUGGCGAAGCUUUCCAAAGGGCUGAAACUAUUCCGGGGCAAACGGAAACCCCACAUAUGAGCCGGGGGCGAGGAUGUAGACCUCCAAGGAUCGGGAUACGGAUCUCUCCUCGUGGGGAAGUUUGUGAAUCACUGUAAAAGGCAGGAGGUGCCUCCUGGGGUUUGUUCAUUCAUUUUUUAAAUCUUCCUCCAUGUGUUCCUUUCCUAGCACACGGUAGCAUUAACCAGGCACUAGGUUGGAGUGGAGUCUCUCUUCUUCUCUCUUUUCUCACCAAGGUUUAAUUCCUCCUAAUGGUAGUAGCUGUUCCAUUCCCAUCCUCUCUGUCUUCCUACACUUUCCUUCUUUUAUUCAGAAUCAUGGAUUGUUUUCUUCCAGUUCCUCCCCACCAACAGACAAGUGCUUUUUCUAUGUGCUUCUGACACUUUCCAAGCCAUUCCAAAGGCAGAACGACUCCCCAACAAAAAUCAGUUUUGGUCGUCAUCUUAGGAGGCGUUUGCGUUCUGCCUCCAGAAUCCAGCAUCCUUCCAAAUCUGUUUGGAAACCUUUUUCCCGUAGGAAGGUUUUUUUCAUGCUUAGGAAAUGUGAUUUUUUUUGUUUCAUAUUGCGGUGCCCAGAAUCCCCAGAAUCAUGUGGCCUGAGGGAUUCUGGGUAUUGCAAUCCCAGGAAAUAAUUUUGCUUUCUGUAUCCCAGCAUCUGGAAGGUUUUGAUCAUGCUUCGGAAAUGUAAUUUCAAAUAUUGCAGUGUCCAGAAUCCCCAGAAUCAUGUGGCCUGAGGGAUUCUGGAUAUUGCGAUCCCAGCAAAUAAUGUUAUAAUCUAUUGAGGGAGAGAUUUGCGUAAAAGAAAUACAUUGAAGAGGACAAAUUUGCCAUUUCCGCACAUGGCAAGCUUUUGUGCUGUUUAGAUAGCAGCUUAUGUUAUGGUGCUUAUAUAUUCCCUUUGGGAAAGUGCAAAUCUGGGCUUUUGGGAGGUUGGUGGACUCCAGUUUCCAUCAUCCACCACAACUCUGCCCAGAAUGGCCGAAUCUGAUAGUACUUGGAGUCCACCCGACUAAAGUCUUUUAUUUUUGGAAAUACCGCUCCCUGAAUGCUAUAAGAAUCAUGUUCUGACAAAUCCCGCUGUCAAUCUCCACCAAUCAUGUUAUCGAUCUCCUGUCCCGUUUUCCCUUUGACUUUUACCCAUCUUCAGGGAUGGAAUGAUGUCUCCUGACUGGCAAACAUUCCUGGAUCACAAGACACACCAUUUGGUGGAACGGCAGCUCGAUUCUCUUCCUUUCCUUCCUAAUGCAGGAUCCCGACACUCCUGACAUCUGUUUCUUUGCUUGAAAUCAUGUUUGUUCUCUAUUGGUUUGGAUCAGGAUGGAGAGAGGCUCCUCCUUGUUGUAGUCACUUGAAUAUUUUGUUUUCUUGGUUUUAUUUUGGGAUUGCUUUUGGGGUGGGGGAUUUGUCACAUUAACAUGAACCAAGUGUACACCUUAAAAAAGAAAUCUCAAGUCUGGC